Molecule: messenger RNA, 2288 nt
Organism: Nycticebus coucang (slow loris)
Lineage: Eukaryota; Metazoa; Chordata; Mammalia; Primates; Lorisidae
Product: keratin-associated protein 10-7-like
Exons: 2
Coding region: 787-1902 (371 amino acids)
Source: RefSeq, a predicted model, not a curated record
CAAACAGUUCACAUGCUCUUAAUCUUCUGCCGGUGGCCCUAACAUCUGCCGUGUUGACUGCCCCAUUGCUCGCAGAACCCUUGGAGGGGCUCACCUGCCCCAGGUAAGUGUGUGUGUGCAUGUGUGUUCACCCUCCCCAGGUGUUUGUGUUCUCACCCUCCCCAGGUGCAUGUGUGCUCACCCUCCCCAGGUUUUUGUGUUCUCACCCUCCUCAGGUGUUUGUGUUCUCACCCUCCCCAGGUGUGUGUUCACCCUCCCCAGGUGUUUGUGUUCUCACCCUCCCCAGGUGUAUGUGUGCUCACCCUCUUCAGGCGUUUGUGUUCUCACCCUCCUCAGGUGUUUGAGUUCUCACCCUCCCCGGGUGCGUGUGUGCUCACCCUCCUCAGGUGUUUGUGUUCUCACCCUCCUCAGGUGUUUGUGUGCUCACCCUCCUCAGGUAUUUGUGUGCUCACCCUCCUCAGGUGUUUGUGUUCUCACCCUCCUCAGGUGUUUGUGUUCUCACCCUCCCCAGGUGUGUGUUCACCCUCCCCAGGUGUUUGUGUUCUCACCCUCCCCAGGUGCAUGUGUACUCACCCUCCUCAGGUGUUUGUGUUCUCACCCUCCUCAGGUGUUUGAGUUCUCACCCUCCCCGGGUGCGUGUGUGCUCACCCUCCUCAGGUGUUUGUGUGCUCACCCUCCUCAGGUGUUUGCGUUCUCACCCUCCUAAGGUGUUUGUGUUCUCACCCUCCCCAGGUGCAUGUGUGUUCACCCUCCCCAGAUGUUUGUGUUCUCACCCUCCCCAGGUGCAUGUGUGCUCACCCUCCCCAGGUUUUUGUGUUCUCACCCUCCUCAGGUGUUUGUGUUAUCACCCUCUCCAGGUGUGUGCUCACCCUCCCCAGAUGCAUGUGUGCUCACCCUCCCCAGGUGUGUUCUCACCCUCCCCGGGUGCGUGUGUGCUCACACUCCCCAGGUGCCUUUGUGCUCACCCUCCCCGUGUGUGUGUUCAUCCUCCCCAGGUGUGUGCUCACCAUCCCCGGGUGCCUGUGUGCUCACCCUCCCCAGGUGCAUUGUGUUCUCACCCUCCUCAGGUGCGUGUGUUCUCACCCUCCCCAGGUGUGUGCUCACCCUCCCCAGGUACAUGUGUGCUCACCCUCCCCAGGUGUGUGCUCACCCUCCCCAGGUGCGUGUGUUCUCACCCUCCUCAGGUGUGUGCUCACCCUCCCCAGGUGCGUGUGUUCUCACCCUCCCCAGGUGUGUUCUUACUCUCCCCAGGUGUGUGCUCACCCUCCCCAGGUGCAUGUGUUCUCACCCUCCCCAGGUGUGUGCUCACCCUCCCCAGGUGCAUGUGUUCUCACCCUCCUCAGGUGUGUGCUCACCCUUCCCAGGUGCCUGUGUGCUCACCCUCCCCAGGUGCGUGUGUUCUCACCCUCCCCAGGUGCAUGUGUUCUCACCCUUCCCAGGUGUGUGUGUGCUCACCUUCCCCAGGUGUGUGCUUAUCCUCCCCAGGUGCGUGUGUGCUCACCCUCCCCAGGUGCGUGUGUUCUCACCCUCCCCAGGUGCGUGUGUUCUCAUCCUCCCCAGGUGUGUGUGUGCUCACCCUCCCCAGGUGCAUGUGUUCUCAUCCUCCCCAGGUGCGUGUGUUCUCACCCUUCCCAGGUGUGUGUGUGCUCACCCUCCCCAGGUGCGUGUGUUCUCACCCUCCCCAGGUGCGUGUGUUCUCACCCUUCCCAGGUGCGUGCUCACCCUCCCCAGGUGCGUGUGUUCUCAUCCUCCCCAGGUGUGUGUGUGCUCACCCUCCCCAGGUGUGUGCUCACCCUCCUCAGGUGCAUGUGUACUCACCCUCCACAGGUGUUUGUGUUCUCACCCUCCCCAGGUAUGUGUGUGCUCACCCUCCCCAGGUGUGUUCUCACCCUCCCUGGGUGAGUGUGUGUUCACCACAAUGUGCAAGGCCCUCUGUUUCUGGGUCCAGCUUCUCUUCAUAACUUGCAUCUUACCCUACUCUGGUCCCAUCUACCUUCAUUUUAUUCCGAUCACGUCAGCCAUCCUUCCAGCCUUGAGGCCUCUGCACGCUUAAGGCACUGGCCUCUUCCUGUGCAUGCUCUCAGUCCAUCCUGAUGGUCUUGGCGAAAACAUCGCCUCUUUACUGAGAGACCUCUGCUGAGCUGCCCUUUCUCCCUGGCUUCCCUCUGUCAUGGGACUCUUUAUUUCCUUUAGUGCUAUUUGCCCAGACUUCAUUAUCUCACUUGAAUAAGUGUUAACCAUUUUACUGUUUAUCCAGAACACCACUGUCUGAUGGAACUUGCCCUGAC